This is a messenger RNA of Kogia breviceps (pygmy sperm whale), 2524 nucleotides long. The record is from RefSeq and is a predicted model, not a curated record. Lineage: Eukaryota; Metazoa; Chordata; Mammalia; Artiodactyla; Physeteridae.
AUGUCACCCACCAUCUCCCACAAGGACAGCAGUCGGCAACGACGGCCAGGGACUUUUAACCACUCUCUAGAUAUGAAGAGUGGUCCUCUGCCGCCGGGCGCCUGGGAUGAUAAUUAUCCGGACUUGGUUGGCGGGGAAGGGGACAACGAAGCUCUUCUGCGGGAUAUCGGCGCUAGUGACUUCUCAAAACCCCCACGGAGCUGCCGGGCGGAAUUAAGCAGCAUUUUGCUGUUGCUCUUUCUUUACGUGCUUCAGGGCAUUCCACUGGGCCUGGCGGGAAGCAUCCCACUCAUUUUACAGAGCAAAAAUGUUAGUUAUACAGAUCAAGCUUUCUUCAGUUUUGUCUUUUGGCCCUUCAGUCUCAAAUUACUCUGGGCCCCGUUGGUUGAUGCGGUUUACUUUAAGAACUUCGGUCGUCGCAAAUCUUGGCUUGUCCCUACACAGUAUAUACUGGGACUCUUCAUGAUAUAUCUCUCCACUCAAGUGGACCAUUUGCUCGGAAAUACAGAUGGCAGAACCCCCGAUGUGGUUGCUCUCACUGUGACAUUCUUUUUGUUUGAAUUCCUGGCAGCUACUCAGGACAUCGCUGUGGAUGGUUGGGCGUUAACUAUGUUAUCCCGGGAAAACGUGGGUUAUGCUUCUACUUGUAAUUCAGUGGGCCAAACAGCCGGUUACUUUUUGGGCAAUGUUUUGUUUUUGGCCCUUGAAUCUGCCGACUUUUGUAACAAAUACUUGCGGUUUCAACCUCAACCCAAGGGAAUCGUUACUCUUUCAGACUUCCUUUUCUUCUGGGGAACUGUAUUUUUGGUAACAACAACUUUAGUUGCCCUUCUGAAAAAAGAAAACGAAGUAUCAGUAGGAAAAGAAGAAACCCAAGGGAUCACAGAUACUUACAAGCUGCUUUUUGCAAUUAUAAAAAUGCCUGCAGUUCUGACAUUUUGCCUUCUGAUUCUAACUGCAAAGAUUGGUUUUUCAGCAGCAGAUGCAGUAACAGGACUGAAAUUGGUAGAAGAGGGAGUACCCAAAGAACAUUUAGCCUUAUUGGCAGUUCCAAUGGUUCCUUUGCAAAUAAUAUUGCCUCUGAUUAUCAGCAAAUAUACUGCAGGUCCCCAGCCACUAAACAUAUUUUACAAAGCCAUGCCCUACAGAUUAUUGCUUGGAUUAGAAUAUGCUGUACUGGUCUGGUGGACUCCUAAAGUAGAACAUCAAGGAGGAUUCCCUAUAUAUUACUAUAUUAUAGUGCUGCUCAGUUAUGCGUUACAUCAGGUUACAUUGUAUAGCAUGUAUGUUUCCAUAAUGGCUUUCAAUGCGAAGGUUAGUGAUCCACUUAUUGGCGGAACAUAUAUGACCCUUUUAAAUACUGUGUCCAACCUGGGAGGAAACUGGCCUUCUACGGUAGCUCUUUGGCUGGUAGAUCCCCUCACAGUGAAAGAGUGUGUAGGAGCAUCAAACCAGAAUUGCCGAACACAUGAUGCUGUUGAGCUUUGCAAAAAACUUGGUGGCUCAUGUGUUACAGCACUGGAUGGUUAUUAUGUGGAGUCCAUUAUUUGUGUUUUUAUUGGAUUUGGUUGGUGGUUCUUUCUUGGUCCAAAACUUAAAAAGUUACAGGAUGAAGGACCAUCUUCAUGGAAGUGCAAAAGAAUCAAGUAAUGCAUUCACUACUGGACAUUCUAUAAAGGUAACUCUAGUUUAGUUUUAACUCAGAGAGUUAUGAUAAUCAGUGUACAGGAGUAUAAAAUAUUAUUUUAAACAGGAAAUUAUUAAUAUAAAAUGCCAAAUGGUUAAAAAUAUAGAGACCUCUCUGUAUAUUUAAAUAUACUUUUCCUUGCCUUGUCAAUGUAUUUAAAGUUUACUUAAGGUCAGGAAAUUGGUACUAAAACAACUUUUCUGAUCUUGUUAUUUGAUUUAUGUCUUUUUAAUUUACUGACCAAAGCAUGUUUUAAGCUGCAAUGCAGUAGUCAUGGGUGGUAACCGUGCAGUUGAGUGUUGUUAUCAGUACCUAUCAUUGAGCUAUAUUAAAAUGUUUGGUAAAAUAUAUUAAAUGGAACAGAGCUUGAUAUUCAGGUACUAACUACAACUAGUUUGGCCUUGUUGGCAGUUAAAUCUUAUUUUGAAUUGUAAAUUGGUUAAAUUUUAUGUGGAAUUUGUUGAGAAGAGAAUAUAAACUACUGAAAUACCAUUUUAGUUUUAAUUUUUCUGACCAUAACCACAUUGUGCUAAUGAAUCUGUGUUAGAAAUACUGUUUUAAAUGUAUUUCCUGCUUUUCUAAGCAUUAAAGAUUUAUAGGAAGAUUAUUCAAACUAUUUUUUAUAAAAUGAAAGCUAUGACUUUUAUUGGUUCCCCUCCCCCUUCCCCCCUUUUGGAAGAUAUUUUGAUUCCUUGUUAAUUUUACCCUAAAGCUUACAUAUGGUUUUUUUGUCAUAAGUGCUUCAUGGCAUAUGGACAGCUCACAAGUGGUUCAAAUUUCAUGUUGUAUGUAUGUUCAUGGCAAACUUUUGAAAAUAAAAAUUAAACGUUUUUCUUC